This is a messenger RNA of Fulmarus glacialis (Northern fulmar), 2710 nucleotides long. RefSeq names its product ADAM metallopeptidase domain 12 (gene ADAM12). The annotation marks the transcript as partial. Lineage: Eukaryota; Metazoa; Chordata; Aves; Procellariiformes; Procellariidae. The record is from RefSeq and is a predicted model, not a curated record. The transcript is spliced from 11 exons.
GAAUGUACAAACCGGUGCUGUAACGCAACUACCUGUACUUUGAAACCGGGAGCGGUGUGUGCACAUGGACUUUGCUGCGAAGACUGCCAGUUAAAACCAGCGGGGAUUUCUUGCAGAGAGUCAAGUAAUUCCUGUGAUCUGCCAGAGUUCUGCACAGGAGCCAGCCCUCACUGCCCAGCUAACGUGUACCUGCACGACGGGCACGCGUGCCACAGGGUGGACGGCUAUUGCUACAACGGCAUAUGCCAGACCCACGAGCAGCAGUGUAUCACCCUCUGGGGCCAAGGUGCGAAACCUGCUCCUGGGAUCUGCUUUGAGAGAGUCAAUUCUGCAGGUGAUCCGUACGGCAACUGUGGCAAAGACUCCAAGAGCUCCUUUGCUAAAUGUGAACCCAGAGAUGCUAAAUGUGGAAAAAUUCAGUGUCAAGGGGGAGCAAAUCGACCUGUAAUUGGUACCAAUGCUGUUUCCAUAGAAACUAAUAUCCCACUUCAGGAAGGUGGCAAGAUUCUGUGCCGUGGUACCCACGUGUAUUUGGGUGAUGAUAUGCCCGAUCCUGGUCUUGUGCUGUCAGGAACCAAGUGUGAAGAUGGAAAAAUUUGCCUCAAUCGCCAGUGCCAGAAUACAAGUGUUUUUGGUGUACACAAAUGUGCAACAAAGUGCCAUGGACGUGGAGUCUGCAACAAUAAAAAGAACUGUCACUGCGAGGCUGACUGGGCCCCCCCGUACUGCGACAAGCCAGGGUUUGGUGGCAGCGUGGACAGCGGACCGAUUAGGCAAGCAGAUAAUAAGAGUUUAACCAUAGGAGUGUUGAUAACUAUUCUGUGCCUUAUCUUUGCUGGAUCAAUCAUGUAUCUGAAAAGGAAGACUUUCAUGAGAUGGUUGUUUACAAGUAAAAAAACAACAAUAGAGAAACUAAGGUCUGUGACUCCAGCAAGACCUUCAAGUUCAUCUGAGCCUAAUCAUGUUCAUACCACAUCUCUCAGUAAAAAUCUCAUCAUGAAGCCACAAAAUACAAACAUACAAAAAAGAGAUGGUCCGAGACGACCACUGCCAUAUCAGAUCAUUGACAUUAGUAACCCCGUGAAGACACACGAUUUGCCACAAUUAAAAACACCGCAGCGGGUCCUUCCGCCCCUUCCCCAGCUGCCAUGCCAUCACGCUGUGCCUGAAAGACCCUUGCCAGCUAACCCUUCGCUGAGGUUUGCCCAGGAAAACUCCAAACCCAACCCUCCUCGGAAGCCUCUACCAGCAGACCCUCUGAACAAAGCGCGCUAUAACAGUGCAUGCACAGCAGUGCCUGGACACACAAAAGCUCUGCCUCACGUUACUCCCGUAAGACCUGCUCCUAAGCAUCCACCACAGGUAUCCAGGUCCAGCAACACUGCUGAUGUGAAAUGACUAGAAAAUCUGACACCUUUAUUUUAAAAAGUGAAGACAGAAGUUUGCACUAUCUUUAAACUCCAGCUGGAGUUCAUUUUUAUGACAAUACUUAGAAUUUUUAAUGUUUAAAACAGCAUUAUUUUUAAGAAUUCUGAGCUACUGCCUUUGGUGCUGUGCUGUGCUAUGGUGCUCUGUAUACUUGCUCAGGUACUUGUAAAUUAUUAAUUUAUGUUGAAUAUUUAUUACAGUGCAGUGCACUGUAGUAGAUAUUUUUACCAUAGCUGAGUUUUCCUAAAAAGGAAGCCUUUUUUGUAAUAUUUCAUUGAACUUGAAUAAUUCUGCUCUAUUGGUCCUAUGUAGAGUGUUUAGUUUUGAUCUAUUCUUUAAGGAGUGCUGAUACUCAUGGAUAAAUCAAAUGUAUAAACAACUCAAUCUCAAUGGUUCAUAGGAAACUUUUGAAUAAAUAUGUCAGGGUAAAAAAAUCUCUUCUGGAACAUGAUGAAAUGCCCGAUAUCUGCACACAGAUGUGUAACACAUGUAUUUAACCAAAGUAUCACUCAGUGUUAGCAGUUGUACUGUAAUUUCAGUUUUCACAUCACUGUUUGAAAUCGUCGAGAAAUCUGUGCUGAAAGAGGAUGUAUUCACUUUGGACAAGUUCUCUUACUGAAGAAGUACUGUAUAUCAUAAAACUGUAUUUUUUUUAACCUCAUUUGCCUCGGACACAAUAUGGUUAGUACAUAUUAAUGCAGAUAUCGGGCCUUCCAGUGUCAUUACCUUUUUGAUGCUUUGGUAAUUAAAUUCAACUAUACUGUGUAAGGUGGUACCAUCUCACUAUGUUGCAUAGCUGUCCUGGUUAGACUGACAAAAUAUUACACGCAGGGGGUGGGGGAAAGCCCAGCAUUACAAAGAAUUACAUUUUAAGAAUCAACUAUUAUACUUAUUUCUUUUGCCUCAUCGCUCUGCUUAUCAACUGUAUUUUGCAUAUUUACUACUGUUUUGUAUUUAACUUCUAGAAUAUUGUUCUGGGUUUCUUAAUUUUCAAAUCAAAAUGCAUAUUUUAAUACAUAGACUUUGGUUAUAGUAAGACAUGGAAAAAAAAAUUUAAUGUCUUUGCUAUGCGGUAGCAUUACAUCUCAUCUCUUCUGUACCUUCUCAGUAGCACUGUAUUCUCAGUUGAAUACAGUUGUUUCACCUAUGCUGUAAUAAAACCAAUUUUCAAAUAUCAGUUGAAAUAGAGGGAGAAGGAACUAUUACCUUAUAUAGGUUAGUUUCUUCAUUGCUUGUAGUUUUUGUUUCUUUAAGCAAAAAUAAAAGCAUUGAUAGAAACUUG